Molecule: messenger RNA, 3950 nt
Organism: Podarcis muralis (Common wall lizard)
Lineage: Eukaryota; Metazoa; Chordata; Lepidosauria; Squamata; Lacertidae
Product: prostaglandin G/H synthase 2-like
Biological process (GO): response to oxidative stress; cyclooxygenase pathway
Cellular component (GO): cytoplasm; neuron projection
Molecular function (GO): heme binding; prostaglandin-endoperoxide synthase activity; oxidoreductase activity, acting on single donors with incorporation of molecular oxygen, incorporation of two atoms of oxygen
Source: RefSeq, a predicted model, not a curated record
UCUGGAGUCGGACACGACUAAACAACUAAACAACAACAAUGCUGAAGCACAGCAAAAAAUGGAAAAGAAGGGAAGGCACACAAAAUAAAGACUGUCCAGGGCACUACUUGCAGCUGCUGGGAUCUUGUAGUUAAUCCUUGCUGCUCAAAUCCAUGCCAAAACAGAGGAAUCUGCAUGACAACAGGAUUUGACCAUUAUGAAUGCGACUGUACGCAGACUGGUUAUCAUGGGGAACACUGCACUACACCCGAAUUCUUUACUUGGCUGAGAGCGAUGCUGAAACCUGCUCCAGCCACAGUCUACUAUCUGCUCACUCACUUCAAAGCAGUCUGGGAUGUAAUCAACAACACCCCUUUCCUCCGCAACACCAUCAUGAGAUUCAUAUUGAUGUCAAGGUCCAAUUUAAUAGAAAGCCCACCAACGUAUAACAGCCGUUAUGGUUACAAAAGCUGGGAAGCCUAUUCAAACCUUUCUUACUAUACCAGAGCACUUCCGCCGGUAGAACGCAGCUGCCCAACCCCUAUGGGUGUGAAAGGCAAGAAGGAACUUCCAGAGUCUAAACUCGUUGUGGAGAAAGUUCUACUUAGGAGAAAAUUUAUUCCCAGCCCUCAAGGCACAAAUAUCAUGUUUGCGUUCUUCGCUCAACACUUCAGCCACCAAUACCUCCGUACAGAAAAUGACAAAGGACCAGCCUUCACAAAGGCCUUUGGGCAUGGGGUCGAUCUAAAUCAUAUCUAUGGAGAGAAUUUGGAUAGGCAGCUGAAACUCAGACUCUUUAAGGAUGGGAAGCUGAAAUUUCAGAUGAUCGAUGGAGAGAUGUACCCACCUACGGUCAAAGAAACUCAGGCAGAAAUGAUCUACCCACCACAUGUUCCUGAGCACCUGAAAUUUUCUGUAGGGCAAGAGGUCUUUGGUUUGGUUCCAGGGCUGAUGAUGUACGCCACGUUAUGGCUCCGGGAACACAACCGGGUCUGUGAUAUUCUGAAGGGCGAGCAUCCGGAAUGGGAUGAUGAGCAGCUGUUCCAAACUGCCCGGCUGAUCUUAACAGGAGAGACCAUCAAGAUUGUGAUUGAAGACUACGUGCAGCACCUGAGUGGCUACCACUUCAAGCUGAAGUUUGACCCAGAGCUGCUCUUCAACCAGAGAUUCCAGUAUCAGAACAGAAUAGCGGCAGAAUUCAACACCCUUUACCACUGGCACCCUCUCCUCCCUGAUACCUUCCAGAUUCAUGACCAAGAGUACACAUACCAGCAGUUUAUCCAUAACAACUCCAUCAUGUUAGAACAUGGUCUUUCCCAUAUGGUGGAAUCCUUCUCCAAGCAAAGGGCUGGAAGGGUAGCUGGUGGGCGGAAUGUCCCUGCUGCAAUGCAGAAAGUAGCUAAGGCCUCCAUUGAUCAAAGCAGGCAGAUGAGAUACCGCUCCAUGAAUGAGUAUCGGAAGCACUUUAUCCUGAAACCCUUUCAGUCAUUUGAAGAGCUCACAGGAGAAAAAGAAAUGGCUGCAGAACUUGAAGAACUCUAUGGGGAUAUUGAUGCUAUGGAGUUCUACCCAGCCCUUCUUGUAGAAAAACCAUACCCUGGAGGUAUAUUUGGUGAGACCAUGAUAGAAAUUGGGGCACCGUUCUCUUUGAAAGGUCUCUUUGGAAACGCUAUUUGCUCACCAGAGUACUGGAAGCCCAGCACCUUUGGGGGCAAAGUUGGCUUUGACAUAGUGAACACAGCCUCCAUCCAAAACCUUAUCUGCAACAAUGUAGAGGGCUGUCCUCUCAUGGCUUUCCAUGUCAUAAACCCAGCAACAGCAGCAACGAAUAACGUCAGCACCUCCAGCACAGCAAGAGACGAAACUGGCCCACCAUUACGAUCAAAAGAACAGUUUGCUGAGCUAUAGGGAACAGUGUUUUGCAUAUUUAUUUAUUUACGGUAUAUCAUUGCUGCUGCUGCUGCUGCUGCUGCUAACAAAAACCACUUUAAAGGCAUGUUCUGCUUAGAUCUGCAGGACCGAACCUUUCGGUUUUUAAGAAUAUCUACUGUACUAGAAAGAUGUAUUCCAAAAUGGAUCAGGGCAUGGGAUAUGCUGCUUAAACUUGCACAGAAAUGAUAACUCUGCCUCUUAAACUUGACAAGAAGGACCCUAAAUAUGGAACCAUUUUAGGUGUCUAGAAGUGAUAUUUUAUGAUCCUGUUAUUAAAGCAUGCUAAAACCAUUCCUUAUUAGCUAUGCAGUUUGAAAUGAGAUCUAACAGCCAAAUGGCCGCUUUCUAAACCCAUAAAUUGCCUUCAGCUGUUGCAAGUGGUGAGGGGCUUAUGCUUCCUCUUUUCAGUUGUGAGAAGUGGAGUUCCAGAUCCCAUCUAGGCCUCACAAAUGUGAUUUGAGAUAUAGAAUAGCACUGUAUGUUCCAGAGCUUCUUUAUAACACAGCCGCUUAUAUCUGGUCAUUUCAACUUUUGGUUACUGACACUUUUCAAGUUGGCUGAUAAACACUUACGAAAAUGAACUAUAAACAUAAUUCGUAAAAAAUAAAUCAGAAAAUAAACCAAAUAUGCACUCUGAUUAAUAGCUUGGUUAUUGUCAGUUUUGCAAAUUCAAGGCCCUUGAAUCAGACCAUUAUUUCUCUAAUCGACUGGUAACUUGAGAAAUGCAACCUUAUUCUUGUAUUGUAGGUAUUAAAAUUUUCAUGUUGCUUAAGAAAUGCAUGUUUAAUAGUAUGGCUCUGAAGCCCAUACAUUACUGGCCCUCUUGGUUGAAAAACCCUCUGUUAUUUGUACUCUGGCAAUUGAUAUAAUGAUUAUCUGUUAAACCAAAAUGAUAAUGGAGAAAAUAUUGCUGGAAAAGGAAAUAUUGGUGUAACCCAAGGAAAUAUGGACAAAAGUCACCAGGAAACUCUUGAGAGAGCUCUAUGAGGUCUGCCUUUUGGGCUUUUGUAGCACUCAAUGGAGGUUGCUCAGGAGAACGUCUGGUGGAUUGUGCCCACAGACUAUAGGGGUAAUUGUCCUCUUUGUUUUGAGAACUCUCUAUUCCAUUUCUCUUGGUUCUUUUGAUUAGUUCAUACCUAGAAGUUUCUUCAUCUCUUUCUGGUGCCCCACUUCUCCCUUUUAAGUUCUCUUCCCCUUUGAUACCAGGAUACCAGAGCCCUGUCACAUCCUGGACAAUGGACUUCUUCUGUAUUACCAGAGUAAUUUUUAAAAUGUUUACAAAAUUAACAGGGAAAAAAUACAUUAUUUGCAUGAAAUAAGUUGGAAAGGUCAUGAAUGCUUUUGAGUCACAGCUACCUUAAAGUCUUGGAUACCCGAAUGGUUUUGUAUGGCACAGCAAUCAUUUUCCUCCACAAGGCAAGACCAGCAUAAAAAUAAAAAAUCCUUCUCUAGAGACUAGAAAAUUGGUUUUUCAUUCUAGCCUUUCUUUGUCUAACUGGAUCUGCUUUCUUAAUAUCAAACGUUGUUAUGACUUUAUCCAUUGGCUAGAAACACUGUGGUUCCUCAGGUGGUUCCUCACAAAGUUGAGCAGACUAGGGCCCCGUUUGUGUUCUGUCUGCCUCAUAUUUUAGGAUCUAUAAAUGCCAUAAAUUUAGUUUUGAAAAAAAGAUGAUGACGAAAACUGGGAAUCUGGGUACUGUAACUCAUCUGAGGAGGCAAUCACCCGCUUUCUACAGACAUUCAUGUUCCUGCAUCUGGGCCAAUUCCUAUCAUAGCUGCAGUCGCAACUCUCUAGUGGGGUUGCUACCCUGUAGCAUGUAGCAAUGGUCCAGUCUUGCAAAACUUAGAGGUUUCUACACGUACACAUAUCUCCUUUCUCCAUCCAGGCAAAGAAGAGACUUUAUUACAGUUCCAUGACACCUUCCAGCCAAGCAAAAAAACACUCAAGAGAGGCAUGAGAUACUAGAAGAGCCUUCUGGAUAUAAGUCCAACGGUCCAUUACCCCAGCAUCUUCUUCUCACAGUGUGUCUGGAGGUCUU